Messenger RNA from Atta colombica, 3935 nucleotides. It is a transcript of the gene Dhx15, whose product is annotated as putative pre-mRNA-splicing factor ATP-dependent RNA helicase PRP1. Bases 119 to 3235 code for a protein of 1038 amino acids. Lineage: Eukaryota; Metazoa; Arthropoda; Insecta; Hymenoptera; Formicidae. Gene Ontology annotation, cellular component: spliceosomal complex; intracellular anatomical structure. The record is from RefSeq and is a predicted model, not a curated record. Gene Ontology annotation, molecular function: ATP binding; RNA helicase activity; RNA binding. The transcript is spliced from 15 exons.
AUCGCGAACCGGAGAACAGAUGAUCAGCUGGACCACUCCGACGACUCCGACACUGUAUUACUACUGUAUUACUCAACUUUUUCUUCCGGCUGAAUUCGCACCAAUUUGUAUCUGAAAAAUGGGUGAAAAUGUACAGGGAACAUUUGUAUCUGAGAAAAUUUCUAAAAUAAGGUGGCAGUUUGGAAAUUUUGUGGAAGCGAAGAAUUUUUUAACUGGCAGUUGGGAUAACCCUGUAAAUAAAAUAACAUAUUGGACAUUUAGAACAAAUUACGAUGAAGAAUCAUAUCCAGUAGUUUUGUCAUCGUAUUCAUUCCUUGGGGAUGUAACUGAAUUGAAAUUUAUCAGCAAAGAUUUCUUUGUCGCUGCUUCGUCUUUAGGUUCAAUAAGAUUAUUACAAAUUGAUGAGGAUGCAUGUACUGAAUUUAAGGAACACAUGGCAUGGGAAUUUAUACAUAGUUUUAAGACAACGGAUUAUGCCUCUUGCACUGCAUUGUCCAAUUUUGAACAAGAUAUAGCUUCAGUAGGAGAGGAUGGAAAGCUUAAUCUUCUCACAGCUACAGAGAAGAAACCAGUUAGAAUUAUUGAAAAUGCUGAUAGCUGUUCUAUAUAUUGUGUUGAUUUCUUAAAACACAAUGAAGUGCUUAUGGGAAAUUCAAGAGGACAUAUGAAAGUUUGGGAUUUGAGAAAUGAUCGGGAUAUGCCUGCAACUACUUUUAUGCUUUCUGAUCAAGUUAAGACAGCAGCUACAAGUAUUACACAUCAUCCUACACAAAGACAUAUUGUGGUCGCUGGUGGAGACGACGGCAGUUUAACUGUGUGGGAUUUAAGGCAGAACACUUAUCCAAUGUCGCAACUUAAUGCGCACACCAAAGCCGUUAGUGAGAUACUAUUCCACCAAGACAGACCUGAUAAUCUUUUCACUUGUUCUGUCAGUGGAGAAUUGUGGCAUUGGAAUAAUGCACAAAGUUCAAAAUUGAAACUCGAUUCUGCGGACAUGCAUUGGUUGAAUACAAUUAGUACAAAUGGAAAAGUUAACGUGACUUCACUGUGUGCUGCUAUGCACAAACCAAUAAACAGUAUUGAUAUCAAUAGAUCGAUGCUGCUUUGUGGAUGUGACAAUGAAGCUAUGGACAGUACCGUUGCCAAUAAUAUAACAACUCCAGGGACAACGGCAGCAAAAAGCCAAGUGCAGUUCAAUCCAUAUACCAUGCUGCCGUAUACGCCGAGAUAUUAUGAACUUUACAAGAAAAGAAUAACUUUACCUGUAUUUGAAUAUCGUACUGAUUUCAUGAGAUUGUUGUCUCAGCAUCAAUGCAUUGUUCUUGUUGGAGAGACAGGUUCUGGCAAAACUACACAGAUACCACAGUGGUGUGUAGAGUAUUCAAGAAGUAUUGGAUCCAAAGGAGUCGCUUGUACACAGCCUAGAAGAGUGGCUGCAAUGAGCGUUGCUCAAAGAGUUUCAGAAGAAAUGGAUGUUGCCUUAGGUCAAGAAGUAGGAUACAGCAUCCGUUUUGAAGAUUGUAGUUCACCGAGGACUGUGUUAAAGUACAUGACCGACGGUAUGUUGCUUCGGGAAGGGAUGUCUGAUCCCAUGUUGGAUGCCUAUCAAGUGAUACUGCUAGAUGAAGCUCAUGAAAGAACAUUAGCUACUGACUUGCUGAUGGGUGUUUUGAAAGAAGUGAUCAAGCAGAGACCGGACUUAAAACUUGUGAUUAUGAGUGCUACCUUGGACGCUGGAAAAUUUCAACAGUAUUUUGACAAUGCUCCACUUAUGAACGUACCUGGUAGAACGCAUCCAGUCGAGAUAUUUUAUACACCAGAGCCAGAGAGGGAUUACUUGGAAGCAGCAAUAAGAACUGUUAUUCAGAUACAGAUGUGUGAAGAAAUUCCUGGGGAUCUUUUGCUAUUUUUAACUGGUCAAGAGGAAAUUGAAGAAGCUUGCAAGAGAAUAAAAAGAGAAAUGGACAACUUGGGACCUGAAGUUGGUGAAUUAAAGUGCAUACCAUUGUACUCGACACUGCCGCCGAAUCUUCAACAGAGAAUAUUUGAACCUGCUCCGCCUACCAAAACUAACGGUGCUAUCGGCCGCAAAGUUGUCGUUUCGACCAAUAUCGCAGAGACAUCAUUGACUAUCGACGGAGUUGUCUUUGUCAUAGAUCCUGGUUUUGCCAAGCAAAAAGUAUACAAUCCUAGGAUUCGUGUCGAAUCUCUUUUAGUGUCACCUAUUAGUAAGGCUUCAGCGCAACAGAGAGCCGGUCGUGCUGGUAGAACAAGGCCUGGAAAGUGUUUCAGAUUAUACACAGAAAAAGCGUAUAAAAACGAGAUGCAGGAUAAUACCUAUCCUGAGAUUUUGCGUUCUAAUCUUGGAAGUGUCGUAUUGCAAUUGAAGAAACUUGGCAUCGAUGAUUUGGUGCAUUUUGACUUUAUGGAUCCACCUGCGCCCGAAACUCUUAUGAGAGCUUUGGAACUUUUAAAUUAUUUAGCAGCUCUGGAUGAUGAUGGAAACUUGACAGAUCUCGGCGCAGUAAUGGCGGAAUUUCCUUUGGAUCCCCAAUUAGCAAAGAUGCUUAUAGCUUCUUGCAAUCAUAAUUGCAGUAAUGAGAUACUCAGCAUUACUGCUAUGCUCUCAGUCCCACAGUGCUUUGUGAGGCCGAAUGAAUCGAAAAAAGCAGCAGAUGAUGCAAAAAUGAAAUUUGCACACAUUGAUGGUGACCAUCUGACGCUACUGAAUGUAUAUCAUUCUUUCAAACAACAUAUGGAUGAUGUUCAAUGGUGUUACGAUAAUUAUGUAAAUUAUCGAUCGCUGAAGAGCGGAGAUAAUGUAAGACAACAAUUAAGUAGAAUAAUGGAUAGAUUUGUAUUAAAACGCACUUCGACGGACUUUAAUUCAAAAGAUUAUUACAUUAACAUCAGAAAAGCUCUCGUUAAUGGUUUCUUCAUGCAGGUAGCGCAUUUAGAGAGAACAGGACAUUACCUGACUAUCAAAGAUAACCAGGUAGUGCAACUUCAUCCGAGCAGUUGUCUCGAUCACAAACCAGAAUGGGUUAUUUAUAAUGAAUUUGUGCUCACUACUAAAAAUUAUAUCAGAACAGUCACUGAUAUUAAACCUGAUUGGUUACUCAUGAUAGCACCACAAUAUUAUGAUCUACAAAAUUUUCCUCAAUGUGAAGCAAAAAGACAGCUCGAGCUCACUCAGGCGAAGUUAGAUUCUAAACAAUAUCAGGAAGGCUUCUAACCUCUAUAUACUUUAGACGUGUUUGGAAAUCGCAAGAAACAGUCGAGAUUGCUCAGUCAAAAUCUGCUUUUAUCAUGGCGAAUUUCAGCACACGACUCUUCUAUUGGAGCCACAUCACAUACAAAACAUUGUGAGACACAUUAUGAAGAAUCACUUUCUGUCCUUCACCCAAAAGGCACAGAAAAACAUUAAGAUUCAAAUAUUUAGAUUUUUGUAUAAGUCAGUGACUGGCUUGUACUAUGUAAAAAUUGAAUCUUUGAAAGUUAAUUUAAAUUUUCGAUAUUUAAGUCAAAAGAUAGAAAGGAAAUGGACAAUUUAUUAACUUGAGACACAGCAAAAGCAAAGUUAAUCGAUAAGAGGGUUAUUUAUGUACAUUUAAGACAAGAUUUAGUCUCUAAGUAAUUUUAACGGUAGAGCUCAUUAAUCGACGUCUACAUUCGAAACACAUUCGGAAUGUCAUUAGAUAUAAUAGAUUAAUUUUUGUAUUAAAUGUUGACCGUAUAAUGUGAGGAAGGUAUAAAGUGGCCACUAUAUAGAGUGAUCUUUUACUAUUCUAAGAGAAGGAGUGAUUUUUUCCUCACAUUAAUUCAAGAGAAAAAUUUUAUAUAAUCAUGGCUACGUUCCAUUUAACGUUCGCAACAUUCGCGAGUGUCAUUUAUUCUUGUUUAACAUUUGAUAAACAGCAAAAAUGAAAUGAUUC